Molecule: messenger RNA, 2830 nt
Organism: Talpa occidentalis (Iberian mole)
Lineage: Eukaryota; Metazoa; Chordata; Mammalia; Eulipotyphla; Talpidae
Gene: CABLES2
Product: Cdk5 and Abl enzyme substrate 2
Exons: 10
Coding region: 1-1458 (485 amino acids)
Biological process (GO): regulation of cell cycle
Source: RefSeq, a predicted model, not a curated record
AUGGCCGCGGCCGCGGCGGGCGGAGCCCCGGGCCCUGCCCCCGGCCCCGGCCCCGGCCCCGGCCCCGCGCCCGCCCGCGCCCCGCCGCCCGCCCGGAGGCGCGGGGACUCGCGGCGCCGCCAGGCCGCGCUCUUCUUCCUCAGCAACAUCUCGCUGGACGGGCGGCCCCCGAGCGCCGGCCCCGGCGGCGAGAAGCCCCCGCCGCCGCCGCCCGCCGAGGCCCGCGCGCCGCCCGCGCCGCCCGCCCGCCCGCCCCCCGCGCCGCCCGCGCCGCCCGCGCCCGCCGGCCCGCCCGCCCGCGCCGCGCCGCCCCAGGGCCUGCUCAGCCCCGCGCCCGCCGGCCUCGGGCUCGGCCUCGGGCUCGGCCUGGACGGGCAGCGCCAGAGAAGACGCGUCGCCUCCCAGCGCUGCUCCCUGGAGCUCCUGGAAGACCCUGUGGGCUGCGCCUCUGUCCAAAGGACCAAACCCAUCUCUGGGUCCCCUCGGCACAAGGGCCUGAAGAAGACCCACUUCAUCAAGAACAUGCGGCAGUACGACACGAGGAGCAGCCGGAUCGUGCUGAUCUGCGCGAAGCGCUCGCUGUGCGCGGCCUUCUCGGUCCUGCCCUACGGCGACGGCCUGCGGGUCAGUGACCUCAGGGUGGACAGCCAGAAGCAGAGGCACCCGUCCGGGGGCGUCGCUGUGCCCUCCGAGAUGGUCUUCGAGCUGGAAGGCGUGGAGCUGGGGGCCGACGGGAAGGUGGUGUCCUACGCCAGGUUCCUGUACCCAACCAAUGCCCUGGUGGUGCACAAGCCCGACGGCCACGGCCCGCCCGCCCCGCCCCGGCCCAGCGCCACCCGCACCCUGCCGGGCUCCAGACACAAGCCUGCCUCCGCCAAGCCGGUGCCAGCGAGCUCAGAACUAGGGAGCGACGGGGACACCCUGGAGUACAACCCCAACCUCCUGGACGACCCGCAGUGGCCCUGCGGCAAGCACAAGAGGGUGCUCAUCUUCGCGUCCUACAUGACCACGGUCAUUGAGUACGUGAAGCCCUCGGACCUCAAGAAGGACAUGAACGAGACCUUCCGCGAGAAGUUCCCGCACAUCAAGCUGACGCUGAGCAAGAUCAGGAGCCUGAAGCGGGAGAUGCGCAACCUGUCAGAGGAGUGCAGCCUGGAGCCCGCGGCCGUGUCCCUGGCCUACGUCUACUUCGAGAAGCUGGUCCUGCAGGGCAAGCUCAACAAGCAGAACCGCAAGCUAUGCGCGGGCGCCUGUGUGCUGCUGGGCGCCAAGAUCAGCGGCGACCUCCGCAAGAGCGAGGUGAAGCAGCUCAUCGAUAAGCUGGAGGAGCGAUUCCGAUUCAACCGGCGGGACCUGAUUGGCUUCGAGUUCACGGUGCUGGUGGCCCUGGAGCUCGCGCUGUAUCUGCCCGAGAGCCAGGUGCUACCGCACUACCGGCGCCUCACGCAGCAGUCCUAGCGUGCCCUGCGCCUCCGGAGGAUGCUGCUUCCAGCCUAGCGCGCCGGGGCGCCGCGAGAGCCGGGUUCCACGUGAAUAAGUGCGGUUUUGGGGUCAGGGCCGCUGGCACCUCAGUAUGGCAUAAGCCUGGGGCAGGCCUGGAGCCUGAACUCCCCAGCCUGCCCCACUGGCCCAGGGCUGUCUGGGCGGCCACAGUGCUGAGUUGCAGAGUCGGUGUGGGGAAGCCUGGUGCCUGGCCCCGGGGCACUCAGAUCUGUUCCUCCCAGUGCCACUGUGAGUCCUGCUCCUGCGCCGCCUUUGGCAUUUCCAGGGCUGCCCCCGCCUCUCUCUGGACCACAGGCUGCACCUCAGGACAGUCAUGGGGCUCCCGGCUCCAUGCCAAGCAAUAUGCUGACCAAGAAAAACCACGUAUUUAGUGUAGGUUGGGGUUUGGUUCUGCGCGGAAGCCUGGAAAGUGACUUGAAACCACAGACCCCAAUAGGGAGGCUGUGGGCCCACCCCACCCCGCCCAAGCAGGGGUCUGUUCUGGCUGGCCCGGCACCCUGCGCCCCCCACACACAGGUCUUGGCCAAGCGUGUCCGCAGGCCUGCUCGUGUGGAUCCCAUGCCCAGGGCUCCAGCCUGCCAACCAUCAGCGUCACUGGACAGAGAACCUGGACUUUUCAUGGGUCGUGACCUCUGAAGGGACCACGCUGCACCCCUGCUGCGGUGACCAGAGACCCAGGGCAAGGCCCUGCAUGCCAACCACGUGGGUGGUGCUUCAGCAGAGGCUGCUGCUACCCACCAGGGCGCCUGACCACCAUCACCCCGGCCCGAGCCCCCAGGGGUGCAGGCCCUGCUGCUCACUCUGCCCAUUAUCACAGAGCCCAUCCUCUCCCACGUGGUCCCUCUAACCCAGCGCAGGGACAGGAUGGAUGCCAUCCCUGCUUGCAGCAGGGUGUUCUGGUUUACAGCUUAGCCCAAGGACAAGGUGCCCCCUGGGAGCUCACCUGCUUUAGAGCUUGAUAGAUGUGCUAAUUUAAGUUUAUUUAUGUAGGAAGGUUUUGUUAUUUGCCAAACUGGGGCUACCUUUUUGGUUUGAAGCCCCUCCCCCAUCUCCUCUGUAGGCCCUCAAGAGCUACCCUGGGGGGUCAUCACUGAAGCCAAAUUUCAACCCACCCUUCCUACUCCAGCACAACCCAGACCCUGAGGUGGGGCCGCCCCCUCAGCACCUGGCGCCAGGGUGGGGCGUGAGCUGUGCCACAAUCUGUUCCAAAUGGUGUUACUGUAUUUGUGCUUGAAAGUAAAACUUGGUUUUUGCAAGUUCGUAGGUUGUGUCUUUGCAGCUGACCCCCCAUGUGCCCCAUCCCUUUCCAGCUGACCCCCCCCACACA